AAAAUCUAUACGUUCGCGAGUAAAUUGGGUGAUGAUACUGCAUCAUUUCAAUAAUGACAUAUUAAAAGCUGGUGGAAGUAGAUUACUUAUAUUGUGUACUAAGUUCUUUAAAUAAUCAUUAUUAUGGGUGUUCAAGGAAAAAAUAUAGAGGCUAUGGAAGUUGAAAUUACAAAUCCUGAAUCUAAUAAUAGUGAAGGUGAUGUUGGUGAAAAGAAGGAUCUUGAUCUUAUAACUAUUCAUGAUCUUCGAGAACAUACAAGACAAAUUGAGAAAGCUGUUCAAAAUAAAGAACCAAGAUUUAUUUUAAGAGCAUUAAGAGCUUUACCUAACACAAGACGUAAAUUGAAUCCAAUUGUUUUACGUGGUAUUAUAAGUGGAUUUUAUACAAAAUCAGCAACAGAGAAGGAAGCUCUUUUAGGAUGGAUUGAAGAACCAAUGGAUAUGGAAGGUACUCAAGCUGUUAUUCAAAGGUUUAGAAGUUCUGCUAUACCUUUAUUACCAGAAAUCGACUCUUAUAUUCAUUUACUUAUACUUGUAAGAUUAAUUGAUACAAAGAAAUAUAAGGAAGCUGUUCAUUGCUCCGAAGCUCUUAUUAAAAAAGUCAUAGCUCUAAAUCGAAGAACAAUUGAUUUAAUUGCUGCUAAGUGCUAUUUUUAUCAUUCAAGAGCUUAUGAAUUAACAAAUCAAUUAGAUAAAAUUCGUGGUUUUCUUCAUCUUAGAUUACGUACAGCAACACUUCGUAAUGACUUUGAGGGUCAAGCUGUUCUAAUAAACUGUCUGCUACGAAAUUAUUUACAUUACAAUCUUUAUGAUCAAGCAGAUAAAUUAGUUCUAAAAUCCACUUUUCCAGAAACUGCUAGUAAUAAUGAAUGGGCUCGAUUUUUGUAUUAUUUAGGUAGAAUUAAGUCUGCAAGAUUAGAAUAUUCAGCUGCUCAUAAAUAUUUAGUGCAAGCUAUGCGAAAAGCACCACAGUCAACAGCAGUUGGAUUUAGACAAACAGUUCAAAAACUUGCAGUAACUGUAGAACUUUUGCUAGGUGAUAUACCAGAAAGACAAAUUUUUAGACAAGCAGCUUUAAGAAGAGCUCUUGCACCAUACUUUCAACUUACACAAGCUGUACGACUUGGAAAUUUGCAACGUUUCGGUGAAGUACUAGAAAAUUUUGGGCCUCAAUUUAGAUCAGAUCAUACUUUUACUUUAAUUUUAAGAUUAAGACAUAAUGUGAUUAAAACUGCUAUUCGUUCUAUUGGUCUUUCUUAUUCUCGUAUUUCACCUGCUGAUAUUGCUAAAAAAUUAGGGUUAGAUUCAGGAGUAGAUGCAGAAUUUAUAGUUGCCAAAGCAAUUCGUGAUGGUGUUAUAGAAGCUACACUUGAUCCAGAAAAUGGAUAUAUGAGAAGCAAAGAAACAACAGAUAUAUAUUGCACACGAGAACCAUUACUUGCUUUUCACCAGAGAAUAACAUUCUGCUUAGAUUUGCAUAAUCAAAGUGUUAAAGCUAUGCGAUAUCCUCCCAAAUCAUAUGGCAAAGAUCUUGAGUCUGCUGAAGAACGUAGAGAAAGGGAACAACAAGAUUUGGAAUUAGCAAAAGAAAUGGCUGAAGAAGAUGAUGAUGGAUAUCCAUAAAUAAAAAUUAUAAUAGUUAUUAAACUUUGUUUCCAUAA
Messenger RNA from Ceratosolen solmsi marchali, 1661 nucleotides. It is a transcript of the gene Rpn3, whose product is annotated as regulatory particle non-ATPase 3. The coding region runs from base 124 to 1623 and encodes 499 amino acids. Lineage: Eukaryota; Metazoa; Arthropoda; Insecta; Hymenoptera; Agaonidae. The record is from RefSeq and is a predicted model, not a curated record. Gene Ontology annotation, cellular component: proteasome complex; proteasome regulatory particle, lid subcomplex. Gene Ontology annotation, molecular function: enzyme regulator activity. The transcript has 2 exons. Gene Ontology annotation, biological process: regulation of protein catabolic process; ubiquitin-dependent protein catabolic process.